AUGGCCAAAACGCGUUAUGAAAACCAAGAGCAUCAAUCAAAUUCAACUAUAAUGAAUACUAAUAAAUCAAGCCAUCAUGAUAGUUUACAUCAUGGUAACUAUAAAACCCAAUUCAUUGAGAUGUCAGCCAUAGGUUCGGGUGGUUUUGGGACUGUAUUUAAAGUGAAGCAUAGAUUGGAUUAUAAGAUAUAUGCCGUUAUAAGAGUACAAUUUGGGGAUAUUAAUGAAGACUCAAAACAAAGAGUUCUCAGAGAAGUCAAUAGUUUAGCAAAACUGGACUCAGAUUUUGUGGUAAAGUAUUAUCACUCAUGGCUUGAGUCCAAUCAUCUCUUCAUUCAAAUGGAGUUCUGUUCACAAAAUCUUAAAUCUGUUCUCAAAGACAAACCCAUUGUUUUCGAGAGACAACCGGAAGAAGAGAUGAAUGAAAUCUUAGAAAGUGUUGAAUAUCUUCACUCAUAUGAUCCGCCAGUCAUUCAUCGGGAUCUCAAACCAGAAAACAUAUUAAUUGAUCCCAACUUUAAGUGCAAUCGUUGUGUAAAACUGUGUGACUUUGGUUUGGCCACCGAUCACAACACCGAUGGACGCAUUUCCAGUCCAUUUGCGCACACAGUUUGUGGCACUUUUGGAUAUAUCGCACCCGAAGUACUUAUGGGUAAACAAUAUGAUCAUAAAUCAGACAUUUAUAGUCUCGCUAUAAUCGGUGAAGAAUUGUUUGGUAUUGAUCUCCAGGAUUGGAAAUUAAUUGAAGCUAAAAAGUUGUCGUUCACGAAAUGCAUACAAAGCAUAUACGGGACACUUCUGGAGAUGAUGUCAACACCUUUUUGGCGACAAAGACCUGAAUGUCGGGAUGUGUUGGCCAAACAUAACGAGGUGGAGAUUAAUGGAUUACCUCGUUUAGUGGUUCAGAGGCCGGUGUCUUUGUGCGGGGAUCUCUCGGUUAUUUGCCAUUACAACUAUCACUACAACAAACACCAAUACAACCUCCUCUACGAACUCUCUCCAAAUUGUUUCCUAUUAUUUUUUCAUAUAGACUUGGCAGAAAUGAUUACCAUGAUUAAAUAUUUGUACAUCGCUGCGGUUGUUAUUUGUUUGAUGCAAAUGAUGAUGAUCAAUUCUGUACAAGGAAACGGUUUGGACAGAGUUCGUAGGGAUGCCUGCGUUGGUCUUUGUUGUGCCAAUAGUUGUAAUGGCAAAUAA
Messenger RNA from Medioppia subpectinata, 1197 nucleotides. Lineage: Eukaryota; Metazoa; Arthropoda; Arachnida; Sarcoptiformes; Oppiidae. The record is from the annotation of a GenBank genome assembly.